AAAUAAUUAGGCUUCAUGCUCAGAGAUUUCGGGCAGAAACAAGACAACUAUCGGUCAGGUAGCGGCAAUUACUACUUCAAUUACUACUUCGCCAACUACUACUUCACUCGGGACGCGCGCCGCGAGGUGAUGCCGCCGGUGCUGCUCGCCGAGAACACCGGCGCCGCGCUGCUCACCGCCAAAAAGAGCAAGAAGGAGAAGAAGAAAGAGAAGGAGGCGGCGGCGGCGGCGGCCGAGACCGAUGCGGGUGCCCAGGUGUCGACGGCAGCGGCGUCGGCAGUGCCGCGUCCCGGCCAGCCCUACGUCUGGGACGGCCGUGCCGAGGUUUGAUCGUCGACACCAACAGACGACGUCAGGGUGCGUGUACAUAGGGAGCUAGGAUACUAUUGUGGUCAAUACAGCUAUGUCGAUAGG
Messenger RNA from Amphibalanus amphitrite, 414 nucleotides. RefSeq lists its product as uncharacterized. Gene Ontology annotation, biological process: ATP synthesis coupled electron transport. The record is from RefSeq and is a predicted model, not a curated record. The coding region runs from base 16 to 330 and encodes 104 amino acids. The transcript has 3 exons. Lineage: Eukaryota; Metazoa; Arthropoda; Thecostraca; Balanomorpha; Balanidae. Gene Ontology annotation, cellular component: mitochondrial inner membrane.